CUCACAAGCUGUUUGUAUACUGUGCAGAUCAGCUGUUGUCUCAUCUCUUCCUCAGCCACCAGCAACACUGACACUGACAGGAUGGCACAGACAGAGUGGACAUGUAUCUUCCAGAUGAAAACAAAAGAUCUUAAACAAGGAAACACCUGGCGUCUGGAGUUUGAUGAAAUUAUUGUACCUGACUGCCCAAACCCAGGCUGGGAGCAGUACAUCAGGAACACAUGUGCAAGGUUCAAAUGCACCAAGUGUGGAAGAGGCUGGCCUUCCAACCGGGUGAUGGUGGUCUUUCACAUGCGCCUGACAUUCGGGCAUGGCGUUGUCAAAGUGAGGCCCUUCCGUCAGAAUUGCAAGCAGUGCAGCGAUGCUCCAAUGGAGAAGGCCAGCAUCACCUCAGAGAACAUCGACAUCCUCCUGGAGAAUCUGGUGGAGAAGAUAAAAAUCAAAUGCUACCAUGAAGACCUGGGCAAAAAACAGAGGCCUUUUAUUAGCCUGGAUGUCAGAAGUCCCCAUGAGCCUGCUCAUUGUGAGGCCUGCAUAGCAGGCAUCUGUACAAGGAGUUGAGCUUGUGUGGCUUUUAAGCCAGCCUUGUUAAUAACUUAAAAGAAUAAUUAUUAUUUGUUAGCUCAUAUUAAGAGUCAUAAUAAGACUUCCUCCUAUUAUUCUGUUUCAUUGCAUUGUGCCCUUUAUAUAUAUAUGAAAUCAAGUGCAUGUAAGCUUUCAUAUUUGGCAGUCUUUAAAAUAUUAAUUGGUCUGCCUGCACAAAGCAUUAAACAAGCCUGUUUACAAUCAGAAAUGUGAUAGAUGAAUAAAGCAUAUACAAACAAAAAUCUAAA
Perca flavescens (yellow perch) is the source of this 833-nucleotide messenger RNA. RefSeq names its product receptor-transporting protein 3-like. Gene Ontology annotation, biological process: protein insertion into membrane; protein targeting to membrane. The transcript has 2 exons. Gene Ontology annotation, molecular function: olfactory receptor binding. NCBI's taxonomy places the organism in Eukaryota, Metazoa, Chordata, Actinopteri, Perciformes, Percidae. The record is from RefSeq and is a predicted model, not a curated record. The coding region runs from base 82 to 561 and encodes 159 amino acids.